CCCACAGCUAGCUUAGAUCGAUCGAUCAUCAUUGUCUAGCUAGCUAGCUAGCUAAGUUCUGGCUUAUAUAAAUAGCCACUUAUAGUACAGAGCGCCAAUCAGUUAUCAAGACCCUAACCUAGUAGACCCUACUACAAAAGAUGGCAUGUAACGGCACAGGACAAGAUAGACACGUAAAGCUUCUAAAGAGACAAAGAGGACUACUAGUCAACCAGCUCCCUGACACUGUAACACUACUCAACACUCUCAAACUUGGUUCAUAUUUCAAUGCAUAUGAAAAAUCAGAGAUUUCUAAGCAAAAAGUACCGUCCGAUAAAGCCGAGAAAUUUCUGGACAUAAUGGAGUUUAAACCUCGUGAAGUAUACCAAGAGUUUAUGCGUGCUCUGCAUUUGUUGCGGUCUGACCUAGCCGUGAGGUUGGAGGGAGUAGAGAGGGAAGUUAGCGGGGGAUCUGACGCAUCACCACCGGCGUCCAAUGAGGCUUCACCAAAACACCUUGGCAACGGAUAUGGUGGUGAUCACAUGGAGCCUAGACAGGAAGUUGGAAACGGUAUUGUAGAAGAGGCUGGUCUGUUCGGGCUGUCAGCCCCCGGAACUGGGCCUCACCACCACCUCAGUCGCCUUGGAUACUCUGAUCGAGAAUUGCUAGCCAAUAGACUCAAUGGUCGUCCUCCUCAACGACAAAUAUUCCACGAUUUCUGCCAAGCUCUGGGUGUUGAGAACAGACUGAUACAGGCCUCUAGUCGGUCUGGUAACCCCACUGGGUACUUGAUGCAGCAGCUGUGCUCACAACCCAGCGCCACUUUCGAUAAAUUGGAGACAGCACUCGGUCAAAUCGGACAUGCAGAUUUGUAUCACGAUUUGGUUUUCCAAAUGCAAAAUGGUGGUAUGGACGAUGAAAAUAAUUAAUAAUUAUAAUUAUGUUGUAUGUUUGUGCAUGUGUGUUCCUUGUUUCUUUGUCUGUUUUGUCACUCUGCAAUUACUUCAUCAGAACACAUUAAUUUUAAUAAACAUUA
Halichondria panicea is the source of this 1015-nucleotide messenger RNA. RefSeq lists its product as uncharacterized. NCBI's taxonomy places the organism in Eukaryota, Metazoa, Porifera, Demospongiae, Suberitida, Halichondriidae. The record is from RefSeq and is a predicted model, not a curated record. The transcript has 3 exons. Bases 141 to 908 code for a protein of 255 amino acids. Gene Ontology annotation, biological process: regulation of apoptotic process.